ACCCUUCGCAUAAUUUAAAGCAAAUCAUAUAUCCUCUUAACCUUACAUCCCAAAAAUACCAAAGAAGAGAAAAAGAAAAUUAAAGAAUGUUGAAGCCUCAGCUUCAUCAAACAUCACAAUCUAUAAAAACCCUAAUCCCAUGGAGUACUACUAAAUCAUUUGUUUCAGGAGAAAUCUUGGCCUCUUUUCCCAUCAAUAUUUUAAAUAAAAACCUUAGACAAAAGAAGAAUUUUAGGGUUCACUAUUAUGCUGCAAAUAGCACAAAAGCUGUGCUUAGUUCUACUGAGAAAUCUACUAGUGUUAAAGCAGUGGUAACUGUCCAAAAAACUGUUGGAGGCACUAACUUAGCUUUAACAAGGGGACUUGAUGAUAUUGGUGAUUUGCUUGGUAAAACACUCCUUUUGGAGAUUGUUGCUGAUGAGCUUGAUCCUAAGGCUGGAACAGAAAAACCAAGCAUUAAAACGUUUGCACAUCGUGGACGAGAUGUGGAUGGUGACACACAUUAUGAGGCUGAUUUUGUAAUUCCUGAAAACUUUGGGGAGGUUGGAGCAGUUUUAGUAGAAAAUGAGCACCACAAGGAAAUGUAUGUCAAGAAUAUAGUAAUUGAUGGCUUUCCCCAUGGCAUAGUUCAUAUUACUUGCAAUUCUUGGGUUCACUCCAAAUUUGAUAAUCCCGAGAAAAGGAUUUUCUUCACCAACAAGUCAUACCUACCAUCUCAAACGCCAAGUGCAAUUAAGAGAUUAAGAGAAAGAGAACUUGUAAUAAUGAGAGGUGAUGGAUUUGGACAACGUAAACAAUUCGAGAGAGUAUAUGAUUAUGAUGUAUACAAUGAUAUUGGAGAUCCUGAUGCUAGUGAUGAUACUAAGAGACCAGUACUUGGUGGUAAAGAAUUCCCUUAUCCUAGAAGAUGCAAAAGUGGUGGCCCACGAAGCGAGAAAGAUCCAUUAUCUGAAUCAAAGAGUACCUUUGCAUAUGUACCAAGAGAUGAAGCAUUCUCAGAACUGAAGGACUUAUCAUUCAGAGGCAACACCCUGUACUCAGUUCUACACGCGGUGGUGCCGGCGUUGAAGUCCGCCAUCAAUACGGACGACGGAUUUCCACAUUUUCCGGCCAUUGACUCACUGUUCAACGUCGGAGUAGACCUUUCACCCCUUAACGAUAAAAGUAGCCUGUUGAAUAUCAUACCAAGGCUCAUUAAGGCCAUUUCUAAUACCCGAAAAGGUGUCUUGCUCUUUGAAACCCCUGAAUUGCUUCAAAGGGACAAGUUUUCUUGGUUUAAAGAUGUGGAAUUUGCUCGUCAAACCUUAGCUGGUUUGAACCCAUAUAGUAUACGCUUGGUUACGGAAUGGCCAUUGAAGAGCAAGCUAGACCCUGAGAUAUAUGGACCUCCUGAAUCAGCAAUCACAAAAGAGCUAAUUGAGCUAGAAAUUGCAGGAUUCAUGACUGUUGAAGAGGUAUAUAUAAACAAAUCCUUUGUUUUGAUAUAUAUAUAUAUAUAUAUAUAUAUAUUAUGAGAAAAACACAUAUUU
Molecule: messenger RNA, 1529 nt
Organism: Nicotiana tabacum (common tobacco)
Lineage: Eukaryota; Viridiplantae; Streptophyta; Magnoliopsida; Solanales; Solanaceae
Source: RefSeq, a predicted model, not a curated record